This is a messenger RNA of Ochlerotatus camptorhynchus, 1641 nucleotides long. RefSeq lists its product as uncharacterized. Gene Ontology annotation, biological process: chitin catabolic process; carbohydrate metabolic process. The record is from RefSeq and is a predicted model, not a curated record. Gene Ontology annotation, cellular component: extracellular region. Bases 1 to 1641 code for a protein of 546 amino acids. Lineage: Eukaryota; Metazoa; Arthropoda; Insecta; Diptera; Culicidae. The transcript is spliced from 4 exons. Gene Ontology annotation, molecular function: chitinase activity; chitin binding.
AUGGGGCCGAUUACGAUCACCAACGAGACACAGUUUGUUCCGGUACCGAUCCCUUAUCCGUCCGACCACGUUCCACCGAGAAGCAGAUGCCAAUAUACACCUGCAGAGCUAGAGGAGUUGAAGAAACUGUUGAACUUUUCCAAUAAGACAUUCGAGGAAUUCAUCGAGGGGAUCAAAAAACUCAAUUCAUCCAUGGAAAAUAUCGUUAUACAGUUGAAUAGUUCACACGGGCCACUCGGUGAAGCGAUCAUCGUAUGUUACGUACAACUGUAUUCGGAAAUGAACGAGCCAUUCAGAUCUCAGAUGGCUAAAUGUGACUACAUCAUAGUGUGUGACGACACGUGUGAUCGAAGCAAUCCAUUGUUGCCUAAUCGGAGCACAAAUUCUGGAGACAAACUGUCUCAGUUGAAAGAUUCAGCGCAGCAUGCCACGUUCAUGCUAUCAAUUGUUGUGAAUCCAUUCGAGCUUCAAGCCGAUAAGGGUGGCGAUCAGUUCUGUCACGAAAUUGAGCACUGCUUGGAUGGAGAGCUGUACGAUGGAAUCGAUUUGGAUUUCGAUCCAACGAUGCUGGAUGUGGCCGAUCAAACGAACUACGCUCGGUUUUUGAAUAAACUGAGAAGACGACUCAAUCCUUCCUUCAUCAUUUCGACUACGAUCGGUGCGCAACGAAUGGUUCCAGGCCCGAUGGUGGAUGCCUUUAUUGAAUCUCUGAAUUUUAUUGUAAUAACGAGAGAUGACACUCCAUCGAAUAAAGAUCAUGACGAAGAGUUUGUCCUUCGUAAGUAUCCACGUUCGGUGAUCGACAAUAUGCUGGACGUUGGAUUUCCACCGGAGAAGAUUGUUUUGGGACUGCAGACAGCUGGAGUAGUAACGAAUCCCUCGUAUGAGAAGGAGCAAUAUUUCAAGAAAUGCUCAAAGAUUGGUUUGAUUCCCUAUGGACAGGUUUGUGAGUUGCGGGACCAAAGUAAGCGAUUCUGUAGUUGGCGAUACGAUCGUCGCUGCUUAAUUUUUGACGGUCAAUCCAAGGUGGUUUACGAUACCUCAGAAUCGGCAAAAGAGCGAGCACUCCAGUGUACUAAGCGUAAUUUAAAAGGCGUGUCUGUUCUAUUGAAUCAGGAUGAUGAUGCGGGAAUAUGUGAAGAAAAUAAAUUUCCUUUGCUGAAUGCAAUCGUAGAGGUCUUCGAAAACUAUGGUGGUGCAGAGUGUGCGGCAGUAGAACAGGUCGAUGACGAUAAAACAAGUGUUGACGAGGAUCGUCUUUCAAAUGAUCUAACACGACUGGAGAGAGCAAUUGAAAAUAUCGAUAAGGUGACCGGUUUAUUGCAAAAUAUUGUUAGUUUCCUGUUUCGUACAAUGGAUAAAGUAAUUGAUAUGGUGAUUUCAUUUACCGGGAAAAAAACUGAUAAUCCCAAAGACGCAGACGCAGAAUUAGAUAAUGGAGAUACCAGUUAUGAAGAAGGUAGUGAUAAUUCGAAUGCUUUAGAAAAUGUAGAACCUAGUUUAGAAUCAGUACAUCAGAUAGACAUGGAUUCCAUCAAGGAUGAAUUGCCUAAAAAUGUUGCAGAUGGUAUUGGUAUACCGCAUCAGGAUGCGGUUCUGAAUCAAAUGUAUGAUGGCAAGGAUGGCUUAGAAGUGAUUUAA